CGGUGAACAGCUGAACAAAGUGUAACAGAAAUCCUGAGCAGUCAUGAGUAUCAGACAUGUUACCAGGAGACCAUUUACCUGUGGACGAGAUGGAGGAACAGAGCAACCUGACUAAAGGUAGUGCGUCUUUAAAAUCAGCACGGGAAAUCCUUUCAGCACGUGACCCUGUUAGCAGAGGAAAUACCAUCCCCACUGACCUCAUCAGCACCCAGCCUCCGCCUGCUGCAGCCCCACCAGCGGAGACCCUGCAGGAGGCAGCAGGAUUUAAGAAGCCUCAGUGUGACCUCCAGAAGCCCACCUGCCCGCGAUGUGGCCUCACAGUCUCAGAUCACAGACUCCCCCCUCUCUCACCGGACCUGAGCCGACUGCAGGGCUCCAGCUUGUCUGUGCACAGCAGCAGCAGCAGCAGCAAGAAGAGCAGGACCAGAAGCAGGACCAGGAGCAGGGGCAGUGUGGCUGGUUCACACCAACAUACUGCCACACCUGCUGACUCCUGUUUACAGCUGUUGCUGGCGUGCCUGUCGUGCCAGGGCUCCGUGCUGCUCCUGGGUCUGUUGGAGGCCUGUUCCUCUUGCCUCCACACCCUCUGCUCCUCCUGCUGCCAUGCGUGCAGCCGCUGCUGUUCGGCCAUCCAGGACGCGCCUGUGGAGGAGCUCAACUGCCAUGCCCACUGCCACUCGGUGCUGUUCGAGUCUUGUUGUGAGCCAACUGAGUGUCUCGAGUUUUGUCUGGAGUGCUGCGAGAUCUGCCAUCGUAGCUAGGAGGCAGCCGGACCACUACGCCUGAGGACUAAAAAGGCAUGUGACAAGACUUAAAAAAAACAGACAUUAAAACCACGGAGGGAUUCAUUAGCACUACAAUGACAUUUCUUGUGACUUAUUGACCUUGUUGUGACCCUCAGAGUUGUGAACAGCACAAACAGCAGCAAAACUCACCAAAACUUUGUGACCACCAAUGUAUCUACGAAUUAUUCUUACACCAAAUACUGCUAAAAUAAUUUUUAUUGACUUCAUCCCACACGAUCACUUUCCAAAGAGGGAAGAUUCAACUUUAGUGCUUCUCGCUCUUCUUCAAUAAAGGGGAUUCAAUGUACCUUGAAGUACCUUAAAGAGCAUUCAUAUUUUUUUUUUUCUAUCUAAGAAUUAGAUGAGAAUUUUGAUACCAUGGAGCUGGAGCCAAGAGACAAUUAGCUAGCUUGGCAUUUAAAGCCUAUAAACAACCAACACCUCUACAAAAUUGUAUUUUAAGAGGGAGUUACGUGCUGUUGCUCAUUGCCUGGCAACCUCACCUAGAGUUAUGUGCCGUUACUCCACUUAAAACCUCAAAUAGUCUAAACGUUAAAAGUUAAUUAGUGAGCUUUAGGGGUGCUGGUGGGCACAUUUCUUGAAAUUGUACAGGGCCAGGCUAGCUGUUUCCCCACACUUCCAGUCUUUAUGCUAAGCUGAGCUAAUCACCCCCAUACAAAGAGAAUGUUGGGAAAUACACUUAUUGGCUUUUUUGCCGAGAAGGCCAAUUCCACUCUUGUUUCUGUCUGAUAAAUGUGAAGCUACUGCAAAGAGACAAUUAACUUUUCUUAGCAAAAAGGCUGUACAACGGCUGGCUUUGUCCAAAAGUAGAAAAUCUACCUACCAGCACCUCUAAAGCUGCCAAUUAAACAUUAUAGCUAGUUGUUUAAUUAGACCAAGAACCAAAAAGUUGUGGUUUCAAUGAGGGUUAUUUGUUGGACUUUUUCUUGGCGUGGAGCAUUGUUUUCCUGGAGUCUUAUCAUAACUAUGAGGUUACCAGGCCAGCUGUUUCCAGUCUUCAUGCUAAGGAAAGCUAACUGCCUUGUGGCUCCAACUCUGUAACGCACAGUUAUGAUAGCAUUGUCAGUCUUCAUGUCUAACUCUCUGCAAUAAAGUAAAUUCAUGUAUUUCCCAAA
Micropterus dolomieu (smallmouth bass) is the source of this 1921-nucleotide messenger RNA. Its product is annotated as myoD family inhibitor domain-containing protein-like. The record is from RefSeq and is a predicted model, not a curated record. NCBI's taxonomy places the organism in Eukaryota, Metazoa, Chordata, Actinopteri, Centrarchiformes, Centrarchidae. Bases 57 to 761 code for a protein of 234 amino acids. The transcript has 4 exons.